CAGCAACAAGUGCUCCGCUAUAUCUGAAUCUGAAUUUGAAUCCAAAUCCGAAACAUAAUCUGUUGCCGUGGCUGUAGCUGAAUCCGAAGCGCAACAAGUGCGCCAGAGACAUCCAGAAGCCAGUGUAUUGCAGACGAGGCUGAGAUAAAUUCAAAUUAGGUCGGCAAUUUCAGCAAAUAAACAGAGGAACCCUGUGGCCCAACAAAGCGCAAUAAAUUAAUUAAGGCGGAGAUAAAAUUGCAACUGCAUUAGCUGCCAAGAGUAUUAGCGGGCGAAAUUAAAAAGUGAAAGCCAACCCGAACAGGUGACAGAAUGCUGCUCAAAGGCGCGCAGCUGCUGCGAUGCGGAUUGGUCUCCCCACACAGAAACUUGAACUUCCGCUUGACCUGUCGCUUUCUCUCCGUUCAGUAUGGAGAUGCCAAGGUCCUCACUCCUGCCGUCAAACAGUACGUGGAAAAGUGCGUGGAGCUCUGCCAACCGGAAAGGGUGCACAUCUGUGAUGGAACUGAGGGCGAGAGCAAGUUGCUCCAGGGCAUCAUGCUGAAGAAGGGAACCAUCAUUCCUCUGCCGAAGUACGAGAAUUGCUGGCUGGCAAGAACAAAUCCGGCGGAUGUGGCUCGAGUGGAGGGCAAAACCUUCAUCUCAACGGAUUCGAAGGAGCAGGCAGUACCGGUUACGCAGAAAGCCACGCCGGGAAUGCUGGGUAACUGGAUGGCCGAAAAGGACCUGCAGGUGGCGAUCAAGGAAAGAUUCCCCGGCUGCAUGAAAGGUCGCACCAUGUAUGUCAUUCCUUUCAGCAUGGGUCCAGUGGGCUCACCCCUCUCUAAAAUCGGAAUCGAGAUCACAGAUUCACCAUACGUCGUGGAGUCGAUGAAGAUCAUGACUAGGGCGGGCAAUCCAGUGCUUAAUUAUCUGCAAUCUGGGGAUGGGCAGUUCGUCAAGUGCCUGCAUUCCGUGGGUACGCCCAAAAGUGGUGUCCAGGCAAUGCCAUCCUGGCCCUGCGAUCCCGAACGCACCAUUGUGCUGCACAAGCCAGCAGAAAAUGAGAUUGUAUCUUAUGGAUCUGGGUAUGGUGGAAACUCCCUGCUGGGCAAGAAGUGCCUCGCUCUCAGGAUUGGCAGCACCAUUGCCAAGCGAGAGGGCUGGCUGGCCGAGCACAUGCUGAUACUGGGCAUCACCAAUCCGCAGGGUAAGAAGAUCUACAUAGCUGCCGCCUUUCCAUCAGCUUGCGGCAAGACCAACCUGGCCAUGAUGACUCCUACCCUGCCUGGCUACAAAGUGGAGUGCGUGGGUGAUGACAUCGCCUGGAUGAAAUUCGAUAAGAAGGGAGUGCUGCGAGCGAUUAACCCGGAGAAUGGAUUCUUUGGCGUGGCCCCCGGAACGUCGAGGGCCACCAAUCCCAUAGCCAUGGAUACGAUCUUCCGAAACUCUGUCUUUACGAACGUGGCCUCUACAUCCGAUGGUGGUGUCUACUGGGAGGGAAUGGAAAAGGAUAAGCUAAAGGGGGUGACUGUCACGGACUGGUUGGGUAAACUGUGGUCACAGGAAUCCGGGAAGCCGGCUGCCCAUCCCAACUCCAGGUUCUGCACACCCGCCUCUCAGUGUCCCAUUAUUGAUCCCGCCUGGGAAGAUAGCGAAGGAGUGCCCAUCUCCGCAAUUCUUUUCGGAGGACGUCGUCCCAGUGGAGUUCCCUUGGUUUACGAAGCUCGAGACUGGAAGCACGGCGUAUUCAUUGGAGCUGCUAUGAGGAGCGAGGCCACGGCAGCCGCUGAAUUCAAGGGCAAGGUCAUCAUGCACGAUCCCUUCGCCAUGAGACCAUUUUUCGGCUACAACUUCGGCGACUAUCUGGGUCACUGGCUGAGCAUGGAGCAGCGUGGCCAGGUACCCAAGAUCUUCCACGUAAAUUGGUUCCGACAGAGCAGUGAGGGCAAGUUCCUAUGGCCUGGAUUCGGGGAGAACUCACGAGUCCUGGACUGGAUCUUCCGGCGCGUGGAGGGCGAGCAGUGCUUUGAGGACUCUCCCAUUGGCCGCCUGCCUAGCAAGAAUUCAUUGAACUUGGAUAGUCUGAAGGAAAACAUUGAUCUCGACCAGCUUUUCGAUCUGCCAAAAGAUUUCUGGGAGCAGGAGGUGGGUGCCAUAGAGCGGUACUUCGAGGAGCAGGUGGGUCACCAUCUUCCAGGUCCCGUGACUGAGGAGCUGAGGGAGCUGAAGGCGCGUGUUGCUGACAUGUGAUGUGUGUCUUCCAUAGGUUAUUUCCUAAUCUAAGACCCCUUAUUGCCUAAAAUAAAACGAAACGAACGAGAUUUUUAUAGCGAAA
This is a messenger RNA of Drosophila sechellia, 2317 nucleotides long. It is a transcript of the gene Pepck2, whose product is annotated as Phosphoenolpyruvate carboxykinase 2. The coding region runs from base 313 to 2232 and encodes 639 amino acids. Gene Ontology annotation, molecular function: phosphoenolpyruvate carboxykinase (GTP) activity; GTP binding; manganese ion binding. Gene Ontology annotation, biological process: cellular response to glucose stimulus; propionate catabolic process; gluconeogenesis. NCBI's taxonomy places the organism in Eukaryota, Metazoa, Arthropoda, Insecta, Diptera, Drosophilidae. The record is from RefSeq and is a predicted model, not a curated record. The transcript is spliced from 2 exons. Gene Ontology annotation, cellular component: cytosol.